Molecule: messenger RNA, 846 nt
Organism: Tetranychus urticae (two-spotted spider mite)
Lineage: Eukaryota; Metazoa; Arthropoda; Arachnida; Trombidiformes; Tetranychidae
Source: RefSeq, a predicted model, not a curated record
AUGGAUUCAACGAAUUGGACGCAGCUAUCUGGACACAAGGGUGCAUUCGUUUUUCACAGUUCAAAAAUUUUGCUCAAAAAAUGUGAACCCGACGACAAUGAAGCCCGUAUCUACAAAUCACUGAUGGGAGACGCAACUAUGAACCGUUUUUUACCAAAGCUUCACAAAAUCUAUAACGUUAAAAAAUCAUGCUUCAUUGCUAUCGACAAUCUAUUGUACGGUUUUGACAAUCCUUCCAUUAUGGAUAUCAAAAUGGGAUCAAGGACUUUCCUGGAGGACGAAGUUUCAAAUGAUGAACUAAGAGCAGAUCUCUAUGAAAAAAUGAUCAAAUUAGAUCCCAGUGUCUUAACUGACGAGGAAAAACAAGUAAAGUCGAUCAAUAAAUUGAAAUAUAUGCAACUUCGGGAGCAAUUGAGUUCCUCAUCGACACUAGGAUUUCGAAUUGAGGCAUUCAAGACCAGGAAUCUUAACAAAAGCAAAGCCGAUUUGUCAUUGGUAAAGAGCAAAAAACAUGUGAGAAAAGUUUUGAAAAAAUUUCUGCCAACUGAUCGAGACAAGUUGGAUAAAAUUUUGAACCGUUUGAAUCUGAUUCAUUCCUCUUUCAAGUGUUCAUCAUUCUUUGGAUCCCAUGAAGUUGUCGGCAGCAGCUUACUGAUCAUUUAUGAUUCUUGUAAAGUGAACAUUUGGAUGAUCGAUUUCGCCAAAACUGUCCCCUUGCCUGAAGGUAUUGUCAUUAACCAUGUUUCCCCUUGGGUCCAAGGUAACCACGAAGAUGGUUAUUUAUUCGGAUUGGAGAAUCUCAUCAAUAUCAUAAAGGAGAUCAAGGACACUGUAUUCAGCGUUUGA